AAAGUGAUCUGGCGCUCACAAUUUAAUAAUUUUUAUAAACCAAAACCUUUAAUUACACGUAAUUUAAAAACAAUUUUUGUUCAAAUUCAUCACACCUACAUAUACCAAAUAAAAUUGUAAUACUGAAAGAAUUUUAAGUAUGCUGGUAAUUAAUUAAUAGAAAAAGUUAGGUUACUGUUACGUCGCCAUAUUUCGUCAAAAUUUCUUUGCAUGUUUAAAAAUUUUGGUUAUUUAGCUUUAAAACAAGACGAAACCUACUAUGACUCGAGCUAACAUAGAAUUGGGAAAUGUAACACCACACAACAUCCAACAGUUAAAACGACUAAACAGUGUCGUAUUUCCCGUUUCGUAUAAUGACAAAUUCUAUAAAGAUGUACUGGAAGCUGGUGAACUCGCCAAAUUGGCUUACUACAAUGAUAUUGUUGUGGGAGCAGUGUGCUGUCGGAUUGACAAUUCUGAAAAGACUAGGAGACUGUAUAUCAUGACUUUAGGCUGUCUAUAUCCCUACAGAAGAUUAGGUAUUGGAACUCUGAUGGUACAACACGUCUUAAAUUAUGUGGAACAGGAUGGAAACUUUGAUAGUAUAUUCUUGCAUGUACAAGUUAACAAUGAAGGGGCUAUUGAUUUUUACAAGAAAUUUGGUUUUGAGAUUGUGGAGACAAAAGAACACUACUACAAGAGAAUAGAGCCAGCAGAUGCUCAUGUCUUACAAAAAACAUUACGCAAAGGCCAAACCAAUGGAGUCAGUGAAUAAAUAAAUCUAGUUAUUAAUAAUUAAACGUGGAAAAAAUUUUUGUUACAGUAUUUUUUUAUUGAUUGUUUAACGUUUUACAAUGGCAUAUAUUUGUUUUUUUUUUUCCUGUUUCUGUACAUAACUAUGAAUAAAGUCACUUUUUGCUAAGUUA
Messenger RNA from Aethina tumida (small hive beetle), 905 nucleotides. It is a transcript of the gene san, whose product is annotated as probable N-acetyltransferase san. The coding region runs from base 260 to 754 and encodes 164 amino acids. Gene Ontology annotation, molecular function: acyltransferase activity, transferring groups other than amino-acyl groups. The transcript has 3 exons. Gene Ontology annotation, cellular component: NatA complex. NCBI's taxonomy places the organism in Eukaryota, Metazoa, Arthropoda, Insecta, Coleoptera, Nitidulidae. Gene Ontology annotation, biological process: mitotic sister chromatid cohesion. The record is from RefSeq and is a predicted model, not a curated record.